Messenger RNA from Centropristis striata (black sea bass), 4183 nucleotides. RefSeq names its product adhesion G-protein coupled receptor G2-like. Gene Ontology annotation, cellular component: membrane. NCBI's taxonomy places the organism in Eukaryota, Metazoa, Chordata, Actinopteri, Perciformes, Serranidae. Gene Ontology annotation, molecular function: G protein-coupled receptor activity. The coding region runs from base 17 to 1936 and encodes 639 amino acids. Gene Ontology annotation, biological process: adenylate cyclase-activating G protein-coupled receptor signaling pathway; cell surface receptor signaling pathway. The transcript has 13 exons. The record is from RefSeq and is a predicted model, not a curated record.
AUUCAGAGGAAGUACAAUGGUUCCCUUACUGCUGUUACUGCUGCUGCCUGGACUGCUGGCUGAACAAGUUUGUUUCCAAAUUUCAGAUUACACCACAAUUAAUAACAUGACGGAUACCAUCAUCUCUGACAAUACAACUCGUUAUGUGGACUGCCGUUAUGCGGAUGGAUUGCCCUGUCUCAUUGAAUGCACGCUGAGCAACAUAACACAGUUUACUGGAUCUAUUUGUUUGAAGGCUGAUAAGAAAAUAAAAGGAAGUGUGGUUGAGUACAACAUGGAGCCAUAUACCACUUGUACUGUGUACCUUUGCAACGAAACUAAAAUCGUUGAACUGAUGAAGUCAUUGGAGACGGAAGAGUCCGAACAGAUGCAAUUGUCGAGACUCCUCCACAUAAAGAAAUCAUGUCCACAUCUCUUCCAAGUCAGCUAUGUAGUCAAGGCAUCAUAUAUCAGUGUGGAAAAGCACAUGAUCCAUAACAUCAUGGGAAAAGCCCCGCUUGAGACUCAAAGCUCCAUUACCUACAAGAUGAAGGACUUGUCUCUGAAUGUGAUCAACAUCACUGAAACUGAUCUCAGCUCCACCGACCCCAUCAUCAAGAUAGAAGCUCCACAGCUGCUGCCCCAAAACACUUCAUUUAUCCCAGAGAUUUGGCUGCCUACGUUCGACCUGCAGAACAUCCCAAUGGAGAAGAGGGUUAUUGGUUUGGUCAGCUACAUGGAGCAGAGCCAAUUCCAAUUUGAACAGGAAAAUAUCUCAUCAAUGAUUCUGAGAAUAGAGGUACUGGACGGCCAACCUCUUCGUAAUCUGAAGACGCCAAUUGAGAUGACUUUCAGAAUUUUUGACACAUAUACAAAUAGUACUCCACGGUUACAGUGUCGCUAUUUUGAUGAACAUGAUUCAUCCCAAUUGAGCUGGAAAAAAGAUGGAUGUGUGACCAAUUAUACCCAGACUGACAUUAUUUGCAGCUGUAACCAUGCAACACCGUUCGCAGUCCUCCUGAUUGCAGAAACUGAAAUACCAGAAGUCCACUGGGAAAUCCUGUCAUACAUCAGUUACAUAGGCUGCGGCCUGUCUGCAUUCUUCACUGCUUUGUCCAUUGUCGUAUAUGUCUUCAAUCGAAACCACAAAAUGGAUUACUCCAUCUCUAUCCAUGUGUGUCUGAGCGGGGCCUUGUUUCUGCUCAAUACAACCUUCCUACUGACUGAGUGGGGGGCCAAUAUGGACCCAGACUGGGUGUGUGUGUUUGUCGCGGCUCUCAUGCAUUACUCCUUGCUCAGCUGUUUCACCUGGAUGGCCAUAGAGGCACUUCACCUCUAUCUUCUGCUGAUAAAGGUGUUUAACACCUACUUCAAACACUACCUGGUCAAACUGUCUCUCGCUGGAUGGGGGAUCCCAGGGAUAAUUGUGGGAGUCUCUUUGGCAGUGAAGGACUUCAAACAGUUCUAUGGAGUUAAACAAAUGAACAUGGCAAAUAGUAACCAAACUAGCGCCAUCUGUUGGAUCACCGAUGACUCGUUCUUCUACUCUGUGAACCUGGUGUAUUUCACCCUCAUAUUCAUCUUCAACACCGGCAUAUUGGUGGUAGUGUCCUCUAACAUCUGCAAGAUGAAACAGGUGUUCAGGAACACCUCCACGCUCGGAGCAGAGGCUGAGGGAAACCCUAGGAUCAACUCUGAGAUGGCCAGUGAGUCAUGCAAGAGUGGCUUCACUGUGAUGGGUCUGACCUGCCUGAUGGGGACCACCUGGGGCCUGGCCUUCCUCGGCUCAGGAUAUGUGAACUUACCCAUCCUCUACCUCUUCUGCAUCCUCAACUCCACUCAAGGUUUCUUUAUCUUCCUGUGGAUCUCCCUGUCAGUCAAGAGGCAGAGGCAGAGGGAAAUGGAGGACAGAAUGAGUUCAUCUGGUGUGAAGACUUCAGGCGUCAAAUUUGAUUAGAAUCAGUUUCCUGCCAAUGCUUCAGAUAACAAAGCUGUGGUGUAAUUAUUGCCUAACUGCAUGUAACCAUUGCAGUAACAGUAACUUGUGAUGUAAACAUUGAAUACUUAACUGUUAACAUGGCUAAUGAAAAUUAAUAUUCCACCAAUAUUCCUGUUUAUAUGCAGUCGUGCAUACUCUGAUUAAUACGUUUUUCCAUUUAAAAAAGGUGGACAUUGAGAUAUUAGCGCAUAAUCAAGAACCUUUUGAUAUUCAAGUCUUUCAUAAUGUGAAUAUGUUGGUGUGCUUCCCCUUCCAACCACAAAUGCACACUAUUGCAAACUGUUGACACACAGAUCUGACCGUAAACAGGCCGGAGGACUUGUGUUAAAAAUCUAAAAGUGUAUUUCAAAUGUGGUAUCUUAGGCUGUGUAUAUGAGGCGAUGACCAUGCAAUCAUGCAACCAGCAAGAGAGAGUACAGGAAAGAGGAAACUACUCACACAUCUGCACUGGCUCCAAGUUGCAGGUUACACUCUUUUAGUAAAAGCCGCCCUAUGUAUCGAACUAGACUCGUUUAGUUCUCUGGCGGUGGAGCAAACUUCCAAACUCCAUCCGAUUUGAUCCCUCUCAAUCUUUAACCCUAUAAAGCCAAGUGUAUCAUAUUUGAUACACAAGUUUUUGAGACCUAAACAUCAUCAGUGUGAUAUUUUUUUCCUGAAAAACCUGACGUGUUGAAAAAAAACAACAACUGAGCAACAAAUUGCACAGAAAUACAAGAUAUAGCAAAAAUUAUAUGUAGGUUCCACUGGUGGAUCAGUCAUUGCUGCGUGAAAACUUCAUAUCAGCAGAUGCAUGAUGUUGUGUUAUAUGAAAAAAAAUAUUUUGCAUGUUUGAGGAAAAUGUUAAAAGAAAGUAAAGUCUUAGAAGGUUAAAAUGUUGGGUUUUAUAUGUUUUUGUUAGUUCAAGGAAAAACAAACUGUGAGCAACAAAUUGCACAAAAAGAACUGAUGUAUCAAAUAUGAUACAAACUAAAAUCAUAUACGCCUAUUGUUUUUAGAUUUUUUUUAAAUGAUCUGUCAGCAGGUUCAAAAAACACUCCAGUUUAAAAAAAAAAAAGAAUUUUCUGGCAAUUAUUUAAUGGUUCAGGCUUUAUAGGGUUAAGAAGAGACUAAAGACCCAGCUUUCCACUGAACACCUUCACACAUAAUCUAAACAUAUGAAGAAAAAAACACAACUUGCACUGUCCUUAUACACUGCCUGAUAGCAUUUAUGUCCUAAUGGACUCAACUUACUCAUGUAUUGUCCUUUGACUUCAUCUUUACUUGUGUUGUAUUAACUCUCAAAUGUUUAUCGCUUUGGAUAAAAGCGUCUGCUGAAUAAAAUUGUAGAAUUGUAGUAUUGUAAACACUCCAGCCUUUUGCUGACAAGAAUAAUUGGAAAAUGCUACAUUUGGAACAAGACGGAUUUCAGAAUGUCCAAACAGAGUAUGUUGUUUAUAUGACCGGUAUCAAGUUUGGAAUAUUGUCAUAAUUGCAAUAAUAGUGGCAUAUUAGUGUAAAUGUAAAUGUAGCCACUGUUCUCUGUACACUGUAAAAAAAAAUCUGUUUAAUUUACGGUAAAAUACCGGCAGCUGUGGUUGCCAGGACAUCACCGUAAAAAAUACAGUGAGGGUAUGUAAAUGUAAAUAUCAGCAAAAACUGUAAUUUAUACAGAAUAAUCCCAUUACUUUUAGGAUAAUUGUUUCAUCAUGGUAUUUCUCCAUUAACUUUACAUGAAAAUUUUAUAUUUUUACAGCAAAACUGUGUGUUUUCUACAGUUUAUGGCGGUAGAAUUUAAAGUUUUAUACUAUUGUUUGAUUUACAGUAAUUAAAAGUAUCUACUACGGUGAUGUACAAUGUUUAAUUUUACGACCUAUUUCUGAUGCAAUUUGACAGUUUUUUACUGUAAUUUAAACAAACAUUUUUUACAGUGUAUCUUUAAGUCAAAGCCUCUCCACUAAAAAUGUGUUUUUUUUAUGUUUCUGACCUUGAAUGUACUAACUUGUAUCUGUGCAAAGUUUGUAAAUACAGUUGUGGUGUUUUCAUAUUUUCUACUGAAGGGGGAGAUGUCUGUGCAGCUCCCUAAAAUCUGAGAUUCCCCAUCUGAACAUAAAUAUUUUGUAUAGCUUUAAGUCAGUUCUGUCAUUUAGGAAAAGCUGUUUUAAGUUACACUUCUUGAAAUCAUAUGCAUAGCUUUGAAUUAUUCAGAUGAUACUGUAGAUUAAAGCA